Molecule: messenger RNA, 1038 nt
Organism: Lasiodiplodia theobromae
Lineage: Eukaryota; Fungi; Ascomycota; Dothideomycetes; Botryosphaeriales; Botryosphaeriaceae
Product: F-box domain cyclin-containing protein
Exons: 1
Coding region: 1-1038 (345 amino acids)
Molecular function (GO): protein binding
Source: RefSeq, a predicted model, not a curated record
AUGUCGCUCAGCCAACCACUCGAGGCGCUCCCCGUUGAGCUUCAGCUCACACUCAUCGGCAUGCUGCCGUUGACAGCGCUCAUCAGGAUGCGGGGCGUCUCGAAGUACUGGAAAACCCUCAUCCAAGCUAACCUCGAUAAACCUCAUGUCGUUCAUCCAACCCGUCGUGCUCUGCUCUUCGUCUGGGAGACGUUCAUCUCCCGCCCUUGCUUCCUGAAGUCUCGUCGGUAUACGCUUCCGCUCCUCAAACCAUUCGACCGCGAGGCCUACAUCGGCAAGUUACCUACUGGAACUCCGCUUGCUUUCGAGAUGUGGAUUCGUGAGUGGCCCUCGUCAGCAGUCAUCGGCUGGAUCUGGCCUGGACUUGACGGCAAAUCCUUCGGAAAGUAUUGCUGGUGCUGGUGGAGGACAUCGCACAUCAAUCGACUCUCAGCCGAAGACGGUGGUCCAACUGUCGGUCGUCUGACUUUAGAAAAGCCGAUUUUCUUCGGCCGUGAUUCGGUCGAUGCCAUCCACAUUCUAAAGAGACUGCAUAAUGAUGGUCAUGGCAGGGAUGUUAUGCUCGCCCUCGAGCAUGAGGACAAGAGGCAUUCUUGGUCUGUUGUGACAUCGUGCAAGGAUUCCCACGAUGUCGGAUUAGGCCCUUUCAAGAGGUCAGAGACUUAUCCAACGUGGACCUCUUUUCUCUACGACUACAUCAACGAGAUCGAUGAAGGAUGUAAAGACUACUACACCUACUACAAGCCCAUUCAUGCUCUCAAGCUCGUCGGACAUCAAUGGACGUUUGCCGGAGAUCAAGAGGAGGGCGAACCAGACGAUCCGGUGUAUACCGACGCGGAUGAAGGUCUGAGGAAUGAGUUUCGGGGAGAUUGGUGCUUGUUUGCACCUGAAAAUGAGGAAGUCCUAUUCUUUGAUUGCCCGAGAGCCCCGGGCGAUAUGGGUGGUGCUGAUCCAUACGACUCAGACGACUCGUAUGAGUGGGAAGGCACAGAUGGCGCGGACGGCUCGGAAGAUGAAGAAGAUGGGGAAGACGCCUAA